This is a messenger RNA of Hemicordylus capensis (graceful crag lizard), 1372 nucleotides long. RefSeq lists its product as uncharacterized. The record is from RefSeq and is a predicted model, not a curated record. Lineage: Eukaryota; Metazoa; Chordata; Lepidosauria; Squamata; Cordylidae. The coding region runs from base 473 to 1372 and encodes 299 amino acids. The transcript is spliced from 9 exons.
GGGUGCUCUGUUCUGUGGGUUGAAAUGAAAUGGUGUGUCACCCUGUCAUUAAAAGCAUGGCAAACUUAUUUCUGUGGACCAUUGUGUGUACAGAGGUUGUUAUGGUUACAGCUAGGCCUGUGCAUGCACCGUGGUGAAUUAGCUCCAUCGCUGCUUUGGUGUUUGUGUUAGCUAUAGAAACCUGUUGGAGAAAUAGAUUGCUGCUUUCGUCUCCAGGGCUUCUCUUUGCUUCACUGGAGGCUAUUUACCUUCUGCACUUGGGAGAUUGUGUCCUUGCCAUUCUUGCCAGCACAGUAGUUGCUCUCAGACUACAUGAUCUAAGAUACAGCAAGUUAUUUAAAACCAUUCACAGCAAAUCAGUUGUUUAUCCUAGACACUGUUUAUUGGGUCAUUAAGAAGACAUAUCGGUUUGCCAACGUGAGAGUUAACCAAAACUAAAUUGGCAUCAGUUUUUUCUUACUACAGAGGCAAAAUGGAUGACAUUUACAAGAUCUCUUCAACUGAGAGAAUUCGACAAGUGGAAAAUGAACUGGCAGUGCAGCUGGAUGAAUUGAAGACAGAAAUAGAAGAGAAUGGUGUUCUCCAAGGAACACCACAUCGGGCUUAUUGCUCCAUUCCGCUCCCAAGAGAUAUUUAUUAUUUCAGAAGAGAAAGGGAAUUUGUACUGAAGAAAUGUUUGCAGGUAUCUGAGGCAAAACCUCUUAUAAUUCAGGCUGAUGUCCUGCAGAGGGAGCUAGAGAGCUGUUUAAAAAGAGAAUAUACACCUGAAAGCUUGCCUUUAUUAUUGUACCAGUUUUAUACCGACAGAAUUACUCAGCUGGUCCAAAGCAAAUACUUAUACAUGCUUAGAUGGAAGAGAUUUUGUCAGCACAGCAGUGUUGCUGAGCAGCUCUAUCCUAUCUAUCAGAAACAAGUGGCUCACAUUAUGCAGGAGUACGGUGAUGCAGUUCAAAGGGCUGUACGACUGUCAAGCGCACGGGAGAACUUCCUGACAGGAAAGGAGAACCCUACAAAUUUAGUGACCCAGGAAGAUCUGACUAUUUACACACAGUGGCUAAUAUGUCACUUGCACUCACUGAAAGCUAUCCACAACUACCUCCAGGUACUCCAGUACUUGCCCAUCUCCCAUAGGAUGGAGGAGGUGACUGACAGACAUCAGGCCUGGUGUGAGGGGGAUAAAUUCAAAGCUGUCACUAAAACCAAAUUCUUGUCUGCCAGUACUCAGUUCUCAGUCUGCCCAAGCACAUCAGCAACAGAUGAGGUGAACAUUCUUCAUAAUUUUCCAAAUAGCUGGGCUAAACGAAAUGAGCAGGAGGGUGAUCAGAGUGCAAAUAGUGAAAGACUCAAGCUGAAUUCAACUGAAUGCAGGUAA